Cyphellophora attinorum is the source of this 1077-nucleotide messenger RNA. Its product is annotated as Protein TOXD. The transcript has a single exon. Bases 1 to 1077 code for a protein of 358 amino acids. Lineage: Eukaryota; Fungi; Ascomycota; Eurotiomycetes; Chaetothyriales; Cyphellophoraceae. Gene Ontology annotation, molecular function: oxidoreductase activity, acting on NAD(P)H. The record is from RefSeq and is a predicted model, not a curated record.
AUGAAGGCACUCGUCGCUAACCGCAGCAUCGUCACCCGAGCCACCAAUCUCCUCCUGGGGAAAUCAAUCGGACAGGGAGUCAGUGUCGAAGAAGUUCCGAAGCCCACCGUGGCCGACCGUGAAAUUCUCGUUCACGUGCACGCAACGGCCUUGAAUCCGAUCGAUUUCAAAUUCAUCGACUUCAUCAGCCCUUCGGGCAGUCUUACUGGUUGCGAUUUUGCCGGUGUGGUAGCCGGCGCUGGCCCUGGCGCAGCGGCAAUGUGGCAGGUCGGUGAUCGAGUCGCCGGGUUUGUCCAAGGAGGAAUCGACACAGCGCACGGGUCCUUUGCAGAGUACGUCAAAGCCGAAGCAGAUCUGGUGUGGCGGAUUCCCGAUGGGGUUGACGACACCGAAGCUGCAACCUAUGGCGUCUCGGCAGUGACAGCGAUGCAGGCCCUCAAUCUGCAUCUCAAUGUGCCGUGGCCGGAUCAUGUGGACGGCACAAGCAAGACGGACGACGACGCGACUAUUUUCAUCUAUGCGGGAUCGAGCACCGUGGGCAUCUUCGCCAUUCAGAUCGCCAAAAUGGCCGGGUGGAAGGUCAUAACGACUGCCUCACCACACUCGUUUGACCUGGUCAAGCGCUACGGCGCAGACCACGUGUUUGAUUAUCGAGCUCCCAAUGCAGUGGCAGACAUUGUGGCAGCCUUCCCCAACAUCUCGAAGGCGCUGGACUGCUUUUCCGAGGGCGACUCGACCAGAUUCUGUGGAAAAGUCCUCCAGAAUAGCGGUGGUAAGGUCAUCACACUGCUCGACACAAAGACCAAAGUCUCCGGUGUCGAAGCUCAGAUGGUUAUGUCGUUUCAGCUGCUGGGCAAAGCGUUUAGCUGGCUACCGCCUGUUGGGCCGAAGUAUUCUGUAUCGUUGUCGGAUCGUGAAGCACUUGUGCGCUUCUAUACGAGUUUGUUUAGCUUGGCGAAGGAGAUCAAGGCACCGCCGAUCACUGUACUGGACAACGGAUUCGACGGUGUAAUUGAGGGGUUGAAUCGACUCCGGGCGGGAAAGGUGUCAGGCUCGAAGCUGGUUGUGACGUACUGA